UGGAGCAGCUUCGGACAGUUUGCCAGAUAAGUUUUCAUUAAGGUCACAAUGGAAAUGACCGCACUCGCUGUGUAUGACUUUUGCUCAUUUCAAUGAGUAUUUUUUGACAAGAAGGUGUCUAGAACUGGUAAUUCUAAUGGACCGAGCGCCAUCUAUUUAGCUUGCUAACGUAAAUGUUAAGAGAAGUUGCAUGAGAUUGCGUCUGAGUCUGUCCUGACUCUUCUUGCUUUGCUAAUCAGUAUCAUCCAACAAGUGAAGACUCGAUUACCUUAUCAAGGAGAAUGGUUCCGUGGAUACCUUUUUUGAAGACGGAAAUGUUUUGUUUGAAUGUAAUGUUAUUGGAACUAUGUCACUUUGAGCUUAGGCUAUGAAUAGAUAGCCUACUAGUCUCCUCCAGUGACACUAAUGUACCAGAUCAAUAUCUUUCUCCAGAGCAAUACCAAAGGUCUGUUCAAGAGAAGUUCUCAGAUAAUUGUGAAGAAACUAGCUUUGUGUCCAAGGCUACAUCUCAGUUUGCCGGAGAACUAGGAUGGAGUUGAUGUGUGUGCGUCUCGUAAGACAGAACUUUUUGCGUUCCCUUCCAAUCAACAGCCAAGGGUUUAUUGUGAAAUCGCUUGGAUUGUAUUGUGUUGGUAGAGUCGAGCUACAGAAAUGCUGUACCCCGCGUUUAGAGAGUGUUCACUCACUUCGGAGCAUUCGGGUGUUUGGAAGGAAAAACAAAACUUGUCAACCUUCAAGACAGCUGACAAGCCCGAACCAGUGUCACGCAAGGACAAGCCUCAACACUUUUGGCAGCAAUCGGUUUAAAGGGAAUUUCAACAUCGUCUCUACUGUCACCUUUCCAAAACAGUCGUUCCAUACCUCUGGGCGUCUACAAGCUUUACCUGCUCCACUUCUGUGGCUUGUGUUAAAGCCCAUUCAGAAGCUGCUGGCCAUUAUACUAGGCAGGAGCAUCAGGAAGUGGUGGAUAGCACUUCCUCCCAACAAGCGGCAGCUUCUACGUGAGACGGCAUGGCGACGAAGGUGGCAUCUGGCAGCUGGAGCAGCAGGACUGCUGGUUGUUAUGGCGAUCUUCCUGCUCACACACAUGGAUGAGUCACCGGUGACAGGACGCACCAGACUGCUUGUGUUCAGCAUGGAGAAUUUCUUGGAGCUGGCCAACAUAACUGCAGAACAGCACUUGGAGGAGUAUAAGGACUCCAUCAUCUCCACAAAAGACCCCAGGCACCAGUUGGUGGAACGGGUGGUGCAACACCUGGCUGAGAGGAACCAGGACAUUGCUGAGAUCUCCACUGUGCCCUGGAGCGUCCAUGUGGUGGACAGUCCCACCAUGAAUGCCUUUGUGCUACCGAAUGGGAAGGUGUUCAUGUUUACGGGGAUGCUGGAGGCAGUGGCAGACAUUCAUCAGCUGACCUUCAUCCUGGGACAUGAGAUGGCCCAUGCCCUCAUCGGACACUCUGCAGAGCAGGCCAGCCUGUCCCAUGUGGUGGACUUCCUGUCCCUGAUCCUGCUGACGGCCAUCUGGGCUGUGUGUCCGCGGGACAGCCUGGCCGCGCUGGGCCAUUGGAUCCAGGGCAAACUUGUGCAGUUCAUGUUUGAUCGGCCGUACAGCAGGAAGCUGGAGGCGGAGGCGGACCAGGUCGGACUGCAGCUGGCUGCCAAGGCGUGUGCGGACGUGCGGGCCGGGCCAGUGUUCUGGCAGCAGAUGGAGAUCUCGGAUCAGCUGCGGGGCGAGCCCACCGUGCCCGAGUGGCUCUCCACCCACCCGUCCCACCGGAACCGGGUCAACCAACUGGACCGCCUCAUCCCUCAGGCUCUGGAGCUGAGGUCCAGCUGCGACUGCCCGGCGCUGCCCGCCACUGACCCGCGGGCCGUCUUCUCCAAGAGCGUGCGCCUGCUGCUGGAGAGCGCGAGGCAGCGCGAGAGUGCCGAGAAGGAGGAGAAGUCGUCUAUCGCCUCCGGCGGUGGUGGUGGUGGCGGUGUCUUCCUACCCCUUCCCCAGGCACCAUCACCCCUGCCCCCAGGGCCCUCAGGCCAGUUGGGGGGAGUGCUGUCCCCCACGCCAGUCCUCUCUCAGGCCCUCCCCAGCAAGUGACACUCAGAAGAGCAGAAGCAUACACUUCAACUGGACCUCACCAUCAAUAGUAACACUACACAGUGGUCACCACCAGUAGCAUUGUAUUCCCACUAAUCAUCCGUUUCUCCACUGAUCUGUCAAAUUUGCCUUUAGCCUUUUGCCUGUUGGGAGAUGACAUGAAUGUAUCUUUAAGGUCUUCUACGGUUAGCUUAGCAGUGCAGGAUGUUAGAGCUCUGGAUUCUGCAUGUUAGGCAUAUCAGAAGGCUGUUAUAUAAACUCGGAUCUGGUCCUCAGCCUGAGAUGCAUAACCAGGCUUGGCCACAGGGACUAAGCCUUGAAAUUCAAUUCAUGCUAAUAUCAUUAUGUGAUGUGUAAUGUGACAAUCUCUCAUUUCAGUGAUGGUAUAGCCCAGCUGUUACUGUGUAUGUGUAUGUGUGUGUGUGUGUGUGUGUGUUUGUGUGUUAGAUGGAUGAGGCGUAAGUGUAAGCCUGUUUCAUUAGAGUGUAAAAUGAGUCAGGAUGCUCUCGCGUAAUGUCAGCCGCAUUUCGCAGCGCAAUAUUAUCGCGUUAAUAAUGAAACCGCUCUAAAUGUGGAUGCGAUUAGCCGUAAUCGUCUGAUUAGCAUAAUGGCCCCAUACAGUGGGUAGCAUUAUGAUGUGCAUUAUUCAUCAAAGGGCCCGGGCGCUUCCUUUAAUGUGUGUGCUAUAGGUUCCGGGCAGUGACGCAAGCAGCGCACUCUCCGAACCCAGCCUGACUCGCUCCAGCCUGCAGGACCUGAUGAAUUUGAGUGUUUCUCUAUCAAGUGCAGAAGUGGAGGGAGCAGAAGAAAGCGGUGUGUCAGUACAGCGUGUUGGAGGCUUUUUUCUGCCAGCGCUGAGGUACCUCUAUUAGUAUGGUGUUAAGGGAAGGGGAGAAGAGUUCUCUCUCUCCCCCUCUCUCUCUCUCUUUCUCUCUCUCCCUCUUUUUAGGUGCACACACACAGACACACACUAUCUUUCUCGUUCUUUCUCUCUCUCUCUCUCUCUCUCUCUCUUUCUAUGUAGGUCAGGGCUUGCACCCUGCUUUGCGAACGUGAACUUCUCCAAAGGGUCCAGGCCAUUAUGAACGUGGCAAAAGGACACUUAAAGGCAACGCACAUUGUUUUCACUACUGAUUUGAUAUAGAAUAGACCCUCAGCAUAUUUUUGACGUGGUCUCUGUGUUUUGGUUUUCUUUUUGAAAAUAUCACUGAGAGUGAGGGAGGUCAUUUCUAUGACAUGAUAGCAAUAUUUUGCUGUGUUGAACAUCAGGGAAAUAAAUAUUUUACUAUAA
Molecule: messenger RNA, 3386 nt
Organism: Sardina pilchardus (European sardine)
Lineage: Eukaryota; Metazoa; Chordata; Actinopteri; Clupeiformes; Clupeidae
Gene: oma1
Product: OMA1 zinc metallopeptidase
Exons: 8
Coding region: 530-2095 (521 amino acids)
Biological process (GO): mitochondrial protein processing; protein quality control for misfolded or incompletely synthesized proteins
Cellular component (GO): mitochondrial inner membrane
Molecular function (GO): metalloendopeptidase activity
Source: RefSeq, a predicted model, not a curated record